Messenger RNA from Sphaeroforma arctica JP610, 827 nucleotides. RefSeq lists its product as hypothetical. The annotation marks the transcript as partial. The transcript is spliced from 3 exons. The record is from RefSeq and is a predicted model, not a curated record. NCBI's taxonomy places the organism in Eukaryota, Ichthyosporea, Ichthyophonida.
ACCAGACUCGAACGGAUAUACCGUUCGAGCUGCCGGUGCCUCAUCUUGCCCCGGUCCAUAUCGUACAAGGCCACUGUGGAGGCUGUAUUUCUACAGAUGCCUAUAUCGGUGCCAUCACCGCCGUGGCUGGGCCUGGUGAAUAUACUCGGCCGAGCCCGCAUACCGUUUCAGCACCAAUCGUCAUUGUUGAGAAGUGCGAGUUUACGACGCCAGUCGUUGCUGAGCAGCAUAGUGGGCGUCUCGACGUGUUGUCCCCCGGGUGGCCUAAGGGGGGAUUACCACUGUGGACCACAGCCUGCAACCCCUGGUCCGCACCGCCGGCAGUGUCGCCGACCGUAACAUACACCGGGAAGCCACGGCGAUUGAUCCUCCGCUUUCCGAAUCGGGACUCCAGCAGUUGCAAGCGCUCCGACACCAUAGUAUCGGAAGGAGUAUGCCGGACGGAUAACCCAGCACCGGCCCUGCUGGCGUUCCAGAGCCGUGUGUCUAGGGAUAACACCGCCCGGUAUUUGUGUGGGUUCAUGAGCGAGACGGCCUAUGUACGCAUGCUACGCACACACGACGAACGCAUGAUAGUCGCGGCGUGCCUGUACACAUGCAUCCUGCAGUACACGGACCUGGGGGCACAGUUGAUGUUGGACCUAUGCCUCAAGCACGAGCCCGAACCGGUUGUGGUGUCGGCAAUCGACAAACUCACCCGCAUGGUUGCACAGACGACCAUGUCGAAGAUCCGCAAGAUUACCGGCAAGACGAUGUUGGUGACCGUGACAUCCAAGGAACUGAUUGUGCCGCUAGCGGGCGUAGAGCUGUCAAAACGGACGAUUUAA